CCUUUAUACAAAUGGAAUACUCAUACAUUGUUAACAUGCUCACUAAACACAUGCGGUUCUCUUCUUUCUUUCUCAGGUUUCUGCUUGUGUUCUAUCUCGUCUCUCUCAAUGUUUUGACAGCACAGGCAUUCACGGGAACUUAUGGAGUAAACUAUGGGAGGAUAGCUGACAAUCUACCUCCACCGAGUAGUGUGGUGACCCUUCUAAAAGCUGCAAAGAUAAAAAAUAUUAGAAUCUAUGAUGCUGAUCAUGAAGUUCUCGCAGCCUUCAAAGGAUCUGGAAUUGAAAUUGUGGUUGGACUUGGCAAUGAAUUUCUCACAGACAUCAGUGUGGCCGAGGAUCGUGCCAUAAAUUGGAUAAAAGAAAAUGUACAGCCAUUCCUUCCUGGAACUUCCAUACGCGGAAUUGCAGUUGGGAAUGAGAUCUUGGGUGGUACAAAUAUGGAACUUUGGGAGGUGUUGUUGCCUGCAGUAAAGAAUGUUUACAAUGCCCUUGAUUGGUUGGACUUGGCAAAAGUGGUUCAGGUCUCAAGCCCACAUUCAGAGGCUGUUUUCGCCAAUUCGUUUCCACCAUCAUCUUGUAAUUUCAGGGAUGAUGUUCUUCCAUUCAUGAAGCCACUUUUGCAGUUCUUCUCGCAGAUUGGUUCUCCUUUUUAUAUAAAUGCAUAUCCAUUUCUGGCUUAUAAGAGUGAUCCUGAGCAUAUUGAUCUUAAUUAUGCCCUCUUCCAACCAAAUGAAGGAAUUGAUGAUGCAAAAACUAAUUUACACUAUGAUAACAUGUUUGAUGCCCAGGUUGACGCAGCUUAUGCGGCUUUAGAAAAAGUUGGGUUUGAGAAGACAGAGGUUAUUGUUUCAGAAACUGGUUGGGCUUCUAAAGGUGACGAAGAUGAAGCAGGUGCCUCGGUGAAAAAUGCAAUGACUUACAAUAAGAAUUUGCGAAAACGGCUACUAAAAAAGAAGGGUACCCCCUACAGGCCAAAGAUGGUGGCAAAGGCUUAUGUUUUUGCUUUGUUCAAUGAGAACUUGAAGCCAGGGCCAACCUCUGAGAGGAACUUUGGAUUGUUUAAAGCUGAUGGGAGCAUUGCAUAUGACAUUGGAUUCCCCGGACUUGUCCCUUCUUCAGCUACCUCAUCUCUUCUCUCUUUCAAGGGGAUUGGAUUAUCAAACUCGCUGGUUUUUUCUAUUGCUGCACUGCUGCCACUGAUAUUAACAUUAUAAUUAGUGAAAAAGUCACGGUCUUAUUUUGUUCUUCUGGAUGUUCAACCAGCUCACGGAAGAAAUUCAGGGUCUUGGAUUCAUAAUUGUUGUAACAUUACUUGUAUAGCCAAUUCAAUUUAUUCUUGUAUUAACACACAUUCUUGAAAUAGUUGAUGACUACAAAAUUGC
Molecule: messenger RNA, 1385 nt
Organism: Quercus lobata
Lineage: Eukaryota; Viridiplantae; Streptophyta; Magnoliopsida; Fagales; Fagaceae
Product: glucan endo-1,3-beta-glucosidase 14-like
Exons: 3
Coding region: 12-1217 (401 amino acids)
Biological process (GO): carbohydrate metabolic process
Molecular function (GO): hydrolase activity, hydrolyzing O-glycosyl compounds
Source: RefSeq, a predicted model, not a curated record